Molecule: messenger RNA, 1979 nt
Organism: Lentinula edodes (shiitake mushroom)
Lineage: Eukaryota; Fungi; Basidiomycota; Agaricomycetes; Agaricales; Omphalotaceae
Product: glycosyl hydrolase
Exons: 11
Coding region: 209-1885 (558 amino acids)
Biological process (GO): carbohydrate metabolic process
Molecular function (GO): hydrolase activity, hydrolyzing O-glycosyl compounds
Source: RefSeq, a predicted model, not a curated record
UAAUAUACUCAUCAAGAAAUUUCGACGGCCCGGUCCGCCUCCAACAAGCAGCUGAUCAUGAAUCAUUCAAUUUUCCCGGUCCCUCUAGUUCGUAUAAAAUCUAACACUGGAUGAUGCUAGCUUUUCGUUCCACUACCUUACGGUCAUACAGCGCCAGCCCCAUGUUGCAAUCUCAUCUUUGUGUUUUUUGGCCUGUCUUCAUGUUAGUAUGACUCUUGCUCUGACAUUGGACUCCAUAAACCCAAUUCUACCUGGUUGGAACCCCGACCCCACCAUUCUGCGCGUUGGGUCCGAUUACUUCAUCGCUACAUCCACAUUUGAGUAUUUCCCUGGACAUCCGAUAUAUCAUAGCACGAAUCUGGUGGACUGGGAGUUGAUUGGGCAUGCAUUGAAUAAACCUUCUCAGCUGAGUCUGUUUGGAACGCCGUCGGAUGCUGGCGCAUGGGCUCCAGGACUCCGAUAUCACAACGGCACAUUCUACUUGACGUCUACAGUUCGAUACGUGUAUACUUAUGAACUGAGAUUAUUCCCUCGUUCCUUCUUUGUCACCACCACAGACAUAUUUUCAAACGAAUGGAGCGACCCGGUUUAUUUCGAUGCCCUUGGAUAUGAUGCGGAUUUAUUCUGGGACAUCAAUGGAGACGUUUACAACACCUGGUCGGGGAUUAAUAAUGCCAUUGAUAAAAUCUACGGAAUCUACCAAAACAAAAUCGAUAUCACCACCGGCAACUCUCUCACUCCCGCUGAACUCAUCUUCACUGGAACCCUUCCAGACAAUUCCUCUGCCCGACCUGAAGGACCUCAUAUCUAUCUCAUCAACUCGACUUAUUAUUUGUUGAUUGCUGAAGGCGGCUCAGGUCCCGCCCAUCAGUCGACUAUCCAACGAGGUCCCUCGCCCUCCGGUCCUUGGGAAAACAACCCGGCCAAUCCUAUUUUGUUCAACGGCGCUAACUUGUCCCUUCCUGUACAAUACACCGGACAUGCAGAUAUCGUACAAGCUCCUAGUGGAGAGUGGUGGGGUGUUGCAUUGGGUGUGCGGCCCCAAACCGAAGGGGAUUUCGAUCAUAUCCAGCUGGGAAGAGAAACGUUCCUGUUUCCAGUCACUUUCGAUUCAGAUGGAUGGCCGGUGUUCAAUCACGGGUUGCCUCUGAGUACCGAAAUAACAGGGGUGGAACUACCCGACAAAGCCCAUCUCUCAACUUUUUAUGACGACUUUUCCUCUUCCUCUUCCUCAAUCUUCGACAAUUCAUACUACUUCCUCCGUACCCCUUACAAACCCUUUCACUCCCUCACCACCCGACCAGGUUUCCUCCGUCUCCUCGGCAACGCCUACGCACUCGGGGAUCGAGAUUCCCCUGCAUUGAUCCUGCGGAAGCAGACGAGCUAUGCAGAGAGGUUUGAGACCGUAUUGGAUUUCAUGCCAAAUAGCAAUCUGACUGAGGCAGGAGCGACGGUGUUUUAUGGGGAUUUCGCACAUAAUGAUAUCGGAGUGAUGGGUGGUGCGAACGGGGGUGGGGAGAGGUUUAUUGUGACAAGACUUAUUCGUCCGGCCGAGCAGGUCGGGCCGUGGGCGUUGACUACGACAAAUAGUACUGUAACAACGAUCACCUACACCCCACUAUCAACGAAAUCCGAUCCAGUGAAGCUGGUCAUUGUAGGAAACUCGACAUCAUAUAGUCUAGGAUUUUCAGAAGGUACAUACACGGACUUGGACGCGGUGGAGAUCACGUAUACUGCUACGUUUGAUAGCGUGUCUAUGUCGGUUAUGCCAGUAAACGAUUUCUUCUUCAAGGGUGCCUCGUUCGGGGUGUAUAAUACGGGUAAUGGGAGACCGAGCUUAACUCCUGCGGAUUUCAAGUAUUGGAAGCAGGUUCCAGGGGGUUAGGUUGACUUGGAGAAGGUGGAGGUGGAGGUGGAGAAGGGGGAUUCUUUCGCAUCAGUGAGACAUGCACAAAAAUAUAUACUACAUACAUACCUAG